GCACAGGCGGUGGAUUGCAUUCGGAAUCCAACCAUGUCGUGCGCACCACAGAGCGCCGUGGUGUUCUCGCUGGGCCUGUUGACAGGAACGGGCACGACCUUGAUGUCCAAGGUUAUGUACGACAUUGACGCAGUUGGCUUGAAUGGCGAAACGCGAAAAUUUGAGAAGCCCAUCUUUCAAACGCUGCUCAUGUUUGCCGCAAUGAUUUUUGCCUUGCCCAUUCAGUGGGCAUAUCAUUGGCACCUAGAACGCAAAUGGCAUGCGAAUGGUGGCAAAUCCAGCGGAUUCAAACGCCCCGCGCGCAUCCCCAUUCGAACAUAUUUUAUCUUGGCGCUCCCUGCUGCUUUUGACCUGCUCGGAACGUACUUGGCCAACCUCGGGCUUCUGUAUGUGACCGUGAGCGUGUUCCAACUGAUGAAGUGCACUGUGAUCAUCUUUGUCGCGCUGCUGAAGGUUAUGGUACUCGGCGAGCAUUUGAAAGCGUACAUGUGGAUUGGCAUUGGCUUCAACACGGUGGCCGCCCUCAUGGUCGGUUUUUCCAGCUUUCAAGACACGGAGGAACAACUAAACAACAACGACAACCCGGGCAUUGGGAUUGUCAUGAUCGUGCUCAGUUGCUUUGUGCAAUCGGCACAGUACGUGUUUGAAGAAAAACUGAUGGGCGACGGCAUAGAUACGGCGCCGCCCUUGAUCGUUGUUGGGAUGGAAGGGUUUUGGGGCUUGCUCAUGACAUUGCUCCUUGUGUACCCUAUCGCGUACUUUGUGCCUGGGAGCGACCUUGGCUCGUACGAGCGCAUUGACGACGCAUGGUUCAUGCUUGCCAACAACCAAACAGCGCAGAUUGCCGCCGCGAUAUUCCUCGUCGUCAUCUUGGGCUACAACGUGUUUGCUGUGUUUGUGACGUUUUUGCUCAACUCGAUCUGGCAUGCCAUCUUGGACAACUUCCGCCCCAUCACGGUGUGGGCGACCGACUUAAGUUUGUUUUACAUCUUCACUCCCAAGACGUUUGGCGAAGCGUGGACCCCAUGGAGCUACUUGGAAUUGGCCGGCAUGUUCACGUUGUUGGUUGGGACCGCCAUCUACAACGGCACGCUUCCGCUGCCAGGGCACAAGUACGAAGAAGUGCAGGCCGACCCGGACACCCCCAUUCGAACGCCGCUCGCCAUGGCGAGUUCGUCGCUGUCGCGCAGCCCGCUCCUCACCCGAAAUGCCAUCAAGGCCGCGGAAGUCGCUGGGCGAACGCCCAAUCCCGCCGAUCGCGAACGCGUGCGCAAAGAGUACAUGACGGAAUACCAAGGACGAGACGAAAAGGAGUCUAACAGCGCUCGCCGACGCCUUGACCCGGCAGGGCACAACUAUGGAUCCAUGGAAACGUAAAUAGAAAUCGAACAUACUUUUGUCCCGUGAAAGUGUAUCGAAUCGAGGAGAAUUGACAAGAACUUGAUCUGCCCAACACGAUUCCACCUUUUACUCGCUA
This is a messenger RNA of Aphanomyces invadans, 1477 nucleotides long. RefSeq lists its product as hypothetical. The record is from RefSeq and is a predicted model, not a curated record. Bases 34 to 1377 code for a protein of 447 amino acids. The transcript is spliced from 3 exons. Lineage: Eukaryota; Oomycota; Saprolegniomycetes; Saprolegniales; Verrucalvaceae. Gene Ontology annotation, cellular component: membrane.